Molecule: messenger RNA, 2682 nt
Organism: Phaedon cochleariae (mustard beetle)
Lineage: Eukaryota; Metazoa; Arthropoda; Insecta; Coleoptera; Chrysomelidae
Source: the annotation of a GenBank genome assembly
AUGAUCAGAUUAAGUAGCGGUGUCACUAGGCACAGUAAAACCUCAAAAUUGAAAUAUUAUUUCCGCAAAAAUUACAGCAGUGAAGUUGAUUUGCCGAGGCAGGUUGAUGUAGUUGUUGUUGGUGGUGGGGUUAUCGGAUGCAGUACUUUCUACCAUUUAUGUAAAAAAGGCGUCAACGCUAUUUUACUCGAGAAAAAUAAAGUGACGAGUGGGACGACAUGGCACAGUGGGGCCAUAGUUUGGAGUCUGAGAGGAAACGAUGUGGACACUAUUAUGCUCCAAAAGACAAGAACCCUUCUUGCUGGACUAGAAAAAGAAACUGGUGUCAAUCCGGGAUGGAUCAAUAAUGGAGGAAUUUUCAUCGCCAGAACUCCAGAAAGACUGGAAGAAUACAAACACUUCCACAGCCUUGGGCACAUGUUCAAAUUGGAAAGUCAGCUUGUGUCUCCCAAAGAAGCCCAAAAAAUCUGCCCAAUACUCGACCCGAAGUCUUUCUAUGGAGCUCUGUGGUCGCCGAGUGAUGGGUUCACAGAUCCCUCCAUGUACUGUGCCGCUUUGAUAAAGGGUGCUACCAAUUUGGGAGGACAACUCUUCGAGAACACUGAUGUAACAAGAAUCCUAACAGAACCAACGCCAAACAAUGAGAAAAAAGUCGUCGGAGUGGAAACCAGCAGAGGCACCAUCAAGACCAACACUGUGGUUAACGCGUGCGGAGCUUGGUCACGUGAUCUGACGCACACCGUCGGAUUGGACAUACCGUUGACGCCCAUCAAGCACGCGUACGUGGUGACGGCGAGCGUGCCCGGCGUGAAAGGAAUACCCUGUAUAAGGGACCACGACGGGGGGCUGUAUUUCAGGCCCCAAGGAGAUGCGGUUGUGUUCGGGGGAUACGAGCCCAAUCCAGAAAUUAUCUCUGAUCUGCCGAAAGAUUUCGCGUUCAGCCUUUUCGAACUAGACAAAAGCGUUUUCGAUGUUCACUGGAGACAUGCCUGCGAACUGUGCCCAGCUUUCGAGAAGGCUGGAAUAAAAUCCGAUAUUUAUGGACCUGAAUCUUUCACUCCUGACCAUAAGCCUAUCAUGGGAGAGGAUCCAAAAUGCGUUGGAUUCUAUCACGCAAGUGGGUUCAACUCCCUGGGCAUCCAACUGAGUGGCGGUGCUGGCGAGCAGUUAGCGGAAUGGAUAACAUCUGGUAGACCGGAACUUCCUCUGUAUGCAUAUGACAUCAGGAGGUUUACCCCGAUCCAGAGACAGGACAGAGCUUGGGUGGUCGAGACGAGUCACGAGUGCUAUGCCAAAACUUACAGCAUCGGCUAUGCCCACGAUCAACCGUUGGCUGGCAGGAAUCACAGGACCGAUCAAUUUCAUGAAGCUCUAGUAGCAAGCGGAGCAGUCAUGGAAGAAGCCUUAGGUUGGGAGCGACCAGCCUACUUUAUCAAAGACCGUACAGCUCCUGUAAGAAAUUACGACUGGUAUGGAUACUACGGUCACGUGAUCAGCGAAGAUAAACGUUAUGAACAAGAGAUUGAAGGGGACCUCACAUUCGAUUUUUCCAAACAUCAUGAUCUGAUCAAAGAAGAAGCCCUCGCUGCCAGAAAUAACGUGGCCCUCUUCAACCUUACCUGCUACACGAAAAUGUAUUUGGCUGGUCCAGAUGCACAAGAGGCAGCAGAUUGGUUGUUUACUGCCAAUGUAGACAAAGAACCUGGUAGUAUUAUUUACACUUGCUCUUUGAACUCGCGAGGCGGAGUGGAGACAGAUUGCACAGUUGUACCAUUGGAAGAAGGAGUUGGUACUCUAGUGGGACCUAUUUUGAAGGGUAAAGGCUACUACAUUGUAGCAGGAUCUAAAUCAGGUUAUCAGACCAAAUCCCACUUCAGGAAACAACUCUACAAGAAGAAUUUCAAAUCACUAGUUACUGAAAUGACCAACAGGAUAGGAAUCCUCGCAAUCCAAGGACAGAAGAGUGGAGAAUUGCUACAAUCCAUAACGGAAUACCCGAUAACAGAUGACAAAAUACCUUUUGGGAUGUCCAGGUUGAUCAAAAUAAAUGGUCACACGUGCAGGGUUCUGAGGAUAAGCUAUAUCGGUGAAUUAGGAUAUGAGCUUCAUAUACCUUUAUCAUCUUGUAUUCCAGUUUACAAUACACUAAUGGAAGCUGGUAGAGGAUUUGAUCUGAAACAUGCAGGGUUUAGAGCUCUUCAUUCGCUCAGUUGUGAAAAAGGAUAUCACACGAUGAAUCAUGAUUUGAGAAUUGAUGACAACCCAGUUGAGGCAGGACUCGUGAAGUUUUGCAGGAAAGAUGGCCAGUACUUAGGGAAACAAGCAGUUGAAAAUGUCAAACAGAGGGGUGUUCAGAAGAAGAGAGUAUUCUUCACCAUGCAAGAUAAUGUGCCAUUGUAUGGAUAUGAGACAAUUUGGAGAGAUGACUCUAUUGUUGGGUUCCUCAGGAGAGGAGAAUAUGGAUUUAGCUUAGACUGUAGUAUAGGAAUAGGCUAUGUCCAGCAUCCUGAAGGAAAAAUGGUAGACAGCGAAUUCCUGAAGAGUGGUUCAUAUCAGAUCGAAGUAAGGAAUAAAAAAUAUCCCGCCACUCUGUUCCUGAAUAGUCCAUUCGACCCUAAAAAUCAGAGAUUGAGAGGGCAUUACGAGCAUUCAUUUGAGGAGCAGACACAUUUCGAAGACUGA